GGACAAUUGAGUCAUCCUGCCGCUAGCAUCCUCGUCAGUUAGCGUGGUAGUUUUUACCGGGAGGUUUGUAUGGGGCAUGUCGUUUGCUGAGGUUUGCUGUGUGAAGAUAAACCCACCUGAAGACAGCAGGGAUGGCUCUGGAGCAGCUCAGUGAUGUGGUCCAGAGAUGUCAAGCUCUUCCAGAUGACAGCUACACCACCGAGAAUCAUGACGUCUUCACGAUUGCAGGGCGUGCCUGCAUUGAGGAGGGCCACAGCGCACAGGUCCUUAGUAUCAUCCUGGAUGAAAAGAACCAGGACAUUGUGAGAUGUAUGGGUUGGAACCUGCUGCCUCCUCUGAUCCAGGUUCUGCUGAAAAAGGAAGACAAGAAUCUUCCUCAAUGCCUGGCCAUCUUCAACCAUCUGCUAAAGACCUGCAGGCCCAAAGAGUUGCUGAUUGGCCUGCUAGAGCAGCUGGAGCAGGAUGACCCUGUCGUGAUAGCAGAGAGCAUCCACCUGUUGUUGAACCCCCUACAGAAAGUGCUGCUGUCCCUGGGUGUACGUAAGGCAUCCUCUCUGGGCAUGACCCUGUCCUCUGUGCUGGACCAGGUGGCCAAACUGCCUCUACCUCACACCAAGGAGCAGGAGGAGGAUGAUGUCUUCUCGCUUUGUCGCUGCUGCACAGACUUGACAGACUUUGUCAGGCCGUUUGUCCACGAGGCCAGGCUGAACACCCUGAGCUGUGAUGAGAGAAGAAUCAAGAUAAGGGAAGAACCGGAGGGGGUGAAAGAGGAUGAGCUGCGGACAGAGCUGCUGAAGUACUGUAUGAAGACAUUGAGCCACCCUCUGUUGGAGGUUCAACUCAAAGAUCCUGACACUCUGGCCAUGUCUCCUCUCAGAAAUUUUGCCACAGAGGUUUUGAAAACUCUCCGUGCUAUCGGGGAGUCCCUCCCUGAUCUCGUGUAUCAGCCUCUGUUGAAGAGAAAACAGGUUCAAGGCUUCCUGGAAGAGGAGGUGCGUUAUCCUAGAGAGUCCUUGGCCAGCCUGGCUCAUCUGGUGUUUGUCCAUCACCUCACUGCUGAUACAUUCCCCAGUGUUUUCAGUCCUGUGUUCAGUCUGCGCUCAAACAUGGAGCACAUAAGCCUCCUUUUAUCCAGAACUGAUGAGUCCAGGAUUCAGAAAGGACUGGAGCUGUAUGAGAAGAGUCUGGUGCGUGUGGACGAUGGUUGUCUGCCUGCGGAUCUGCUGGAGAUCAAAACUUUCCUCACAGUCCCUGAGAAUUUGGUGAAGGUCAUGACACUGUGUCAGAGGCAUGAUUUGAGGACCAGGGGGCUGAAGGUUCUGCAGAUGAGCAUUGACAAGUUUGACACUAAAGCCAAGUACAAUUUCUUUCAGUACAUGCUGAAAACAAGUAAUCACUCUGGAGUUGAAGGCUACAUCAUCAAAAACAUCAGGAACCAGAUCGACAUUGCGUUAAAGCCAGGUAACAGUAACACCUGGUUUGAGGGAGCUCACCUGCUGCCUUUGUUGCGUAAAGUUCUCAUUCUACCAGAUGGCCCUGAGACCGACCUCCUGCAGUACCUGGACAGAAUUAUGGAGUCUCUGAACCUCCUACGUUAUCUGGUCAUCAGAGACAAAGUCACAGAGAACCAGACAGGGAUCUGGACAGAGCUGUAUAAAAUAGAAGAUACUUUCAUGAAGCCGCUACGUGUCGGAGUGAACAUGUCGAGAGCUCACUAUGAGAAGGAGCUGCAGAACACCAUGGAAACCAAGAAGAACAAGGCUAGAGAAAACCCAAUGAUCUCUGUGUCCGUUGGUGAUGAGAAGCUGCCCAACAUGACCACAGAGUCCCAGAUUCAGGCUCUGCACUCAGCUCUGCACACAUUCGACAUGAUCGAGAGCGUGUUGGUGCGAAUAGAAGAACUCACCGAGGUGCAGGACAAUCUUUAGUCUGAGAGAUUUUCAUUGUCUCAGGGGUCAAUGAACAAAUAGAAGCCUUCUAGUCUUUGAACUUUUACAGUUCUUGUGUAAAGAGAAUAAGCUGCACCUGUUGAACUGCACACUGCUUGUUUUUCUCCAAUAUUUCAAGGUUUCAGCAGCUCUGCUGAGCAUUUUAGGAACAAGUCAGACUUUUAAAUGCUUGUUAGGCGUAUAUAAAAUAUCAACAUAUUUUGAAAGUUUGCCUUUUGAAACUUUUGUAUACACAAGUUACAAAGAGAUGUACUGCUAUGCUAUUGACUGUGAUAUUUUCUAUGGCAAUGAAUAAAAAUUGCAG
Molecule: messenger RNA, 2253 nt
Organism: Cheilinus undulatus (humphead wrasse)
Lineage: Eukaryota; Metazoa; Chordata; Actinopteri; Labriformes; Labridae
Gene: glmna
Product: glomulin, FKBP associated protein a
Exons: 19
Coding region: 132-1928 (598 amino acids)
Cellular component (GO): cytoplasm
Molecular function (GO): ubiquitin-protein transferase inhibitor activity
Source: RefSeq, a predicted model, not a curated record